UAAUGAACCUAUGGAAUUUGAUGGUCCAGAUGGUCCCGUUACUCAGAACGAAAUUAAUUCAUAUAUUAGUUUCUCAGGACAGCCUUCUAGAAUGCCUACUACCGCAUUGAGUAAUAUUCUGGCUGAUGGUGGCACUGGUCAGGAUGUAGAAUCUUUAGGGUUAAUUUAUGAAUUUUCACAAAAUCCUCAAAUACUCGAUAUUAUGAUAAACUUUACCGAUAAAUUUUUAUCACUUAGAAAUGACCCUGAAAAUGGUCGAGUUAUGUGGACAGGAAAAAGAGAAUUUGUUUGGUGUACAAAGGCAGCUGAUGCUGAUGACGCUGGUUAUGCCGGUUCUGAAGGUCUUGAUACAGCUGGUAAAAUAGCAUACGCUGCUUACCUUAUCCUUAAGACUCCUUGUCUUUGGGAAGAAACGGUUACAGACAAUGAUCCUUAUAAUUAUGGCAAAACAUAUAAAGAACGUGCUAUUAAAUAUGUGACCGAAAUGGAUAAAACUAUCGAUACUUAUUAUUUAAAGUAUUUUAUUCAUAAGAACGAUUCAAAAAUUUAUAAUCCAAAUUCAUCAGAUUGGUUAACUGUUAAAGAUUUACCACCGAAUUCGCCAAUGCCUUGGAACCGUCAACAAAUGAUGACAAAUGGAUUUUUAAGAGUGGCUGAAUGCCAUGAGAUUCUUCUCAAAUAUGGAAUUGGUAAUAGUAGUGAUAAUAAACGUCGAAUUGAUAAAUAUUUUACUAUUAUACGAGUUUCUAUUGAUUGGAUGGUCAGUGAAUUCCGUCAAAAAACAACCGAUGAUGGUAUAGAUGUAUACUAUUGGUCUUAUAAGGAAGGUGAUAAAUCUGCUGAGCUCAUUAAUAUACAUGCUCUCUACGAUAUUUGGGGUUUAUAUAGAGCAUGGCAACGUAAUGACAAAUUACAAUUAGACCUCAAAGAUGUCAUGACUAGGAUGGCUAACACAAUGAGAUACGUAAUUUAUUUGGGUGAUAAUAAAAUUUCAAAGCGAAUAGACGGUACAUCAUCUGCUAGUGAUAAAACCGGUAAUCUUUAUGGCCCUUGGGUAUUUUAUUCCGAAUUUAUUCCAGAUUGGUAUGAAAUUUUUAUCAAUCUCAGUCAGAAUAAAAUGUUAACUGGACCACGGUACCUAGGCGCAAUCCUUUGGACGAAAAAUGCGCGUGCACGUGGUAAAUUUCCAACCUAA
Messenger RNA from Cetraspora pellucida, 1195 nucleotides. The record is from the annotation of a GenBank genome assembly. NCBI's taxonomy places the organism in Eukaryota, Fungi, Glomeromycota, Glomeromycetes, Diversisporales, Gigasporaceae.